AUGCGCGUCGCCGCGACGGCCUGUCCGUCGCCGACGUGCUCGGGAACCUGCACCCCCUGGUGCAGCAGCACCGCCGCGCGGCUGCUCUGCGUCGUCGUCGUCACCUGCUGGUUCCUCUUCGAGCAACCGGUCUCAGCUUUUCCGGAUCCCUCGGAGCUGACGACUGUUGAAGAUCUAUCCGGGAGGGGCGAUCAGAAGUUCGGCGAUCCCUGCGAGACGGACAAUGAUUGCGGCUUCGGGGGCUCCUAUUGCGAGCCGAAAAAGAACAAGUGCAACUGCAAGGAGGAAUACGAGGCUACGAACCAUCUCGACAAAUGCGGACACGCGGCGAACGUGAACGAGUCCUGCUUCUUUCACGAGCAGUGCGAGGCGCGGGUGAUACAAACGGAAUGUCGCGACGGCCGAUGCAUCUGUCUGUUCGAGAAAAUACCGGUGACGCAGCCGGACGGCGUAAUAAUCUGCGUCGCCGAGGUGAAAGAGGAACCCAGCCUCCAGUACAUCGAUCCGGCGAUGAUCGGCGUUCUCGUUGGCAUGGCGCUGAUGUUCAUCAUCAUCUGCGUCGUUCUCAGGCUCUUCAGCAAGGCACGCUGGCGGGAGAAUCGCACCAUCUUUAACACGCCCAACGCCAGGCUGAUGAACGUCUCACUUUUGAGGGAGAACAAGCUGCUGCACGCGCAGGAGAGACGCGGCUCGAGGGCGAGCGUACGCGUGCCGUCGAGGCAGCCCUCGAUGGCGUCCUUGAGGGCCCACUCGCCGAACGCCUCGCAAGGUCUUCAUGCUUAAAGUUAUUCUGGCUUUUCGUGUCGUGCUGCCGCGCUGUCGUGCUAAAGCACGCGAUACUUUAGCAAGAAAAUCUCUGUCGCCAGGGUCACGCACAGGAUCGCGACGCGGGAGUCGCGCCAGCAGCGGGAACACAUCGGCCGCCUCGGUGAAAUCGCCGAAUCAUACGAACAACGUCGCCGACCCGGUCCUGGAGAAAGUCACCGUCGAGAUUCUCGACGCAAAGGCGUAGAGACAGACGCAUAAUUUUCGUACUGUACGGUCUUGUCUUUUGACCCCCGCGCGCGACCUUACGAUCCGGAACACAUAUUCCUGUUUGUCAUACUAGUAGUGUCUCGCGCCAAAAAGCCAAUAUAUCCACCAUCGGUGGCGUUUUACGCGCAGAUCGCCGUCCGAUACAGGAAAAAAAAUAAAUAAAUAAAUUCUCGUCAAAUUGGCUCGUAGAAAUUUGUUUUCGUGUGAGAAAAAUAAAAAAACAAACAAACAAACAAACAAUUAACACGUUCGCGACAACACCGGCUACAGGACUAAAUCGCGAAGCGCGUUACAUUCGAGUGUCGAGAUCUCGACGAGCUCGAGACGUCGAAAAAAUCUCGCCUAAAAAAAUAUCUAUGUAUUGUUGUGCUGCUUUCAGAACAGCAAGAGGAUCGUCCGUCGUAGAGGAUCGAAUAGCGAUCUCUUUCCAGCACGUUUCCCUCCAGUUUUUCUUUUUUUUUUCGACAAAAUUUCGAUAAACUUUUCGUAUCUGUUGUAAGCGCAAAUUGAAAAAAAAAACGACGAUCCCUCUCCCGCUCUUGAGUUUUUCUCGAACGAACGUGAAAAUUGAAAACUGUCUUGGCAAGAAAAAACAAAAGAAAAAUAUGUGGCUCGUCGCAAAUGCGGUAGAACGAAAACAAAACAAAACACUAAUUGCAGUACUUUAAUUUAGAUAGUAUUAAUAUGAGUCGUUCAGUAAAAAAAAAAAAAAAGAAACUUAGAUAGAGAGCAAGGAGAAAUUAUGCGAUAUAUUUGAACUUUCGACGAAAGAAGCGCUGUUAGAAAAGAGAGACGUCGUUAAAGGAAAAUAGAACUUUAGAGAGAAAAACGCUUUAGUUAAUUGGCGCGAUAGUUACGCACUUGAAAGAUAAAAGAGAUAGAAAUUACCAUUUUUCCCUUUGCGCGCGAUGACGACGCGACUAAUCUGAUUGCUGCUUGCGCUCUCUACGAGACACGAUUUCCUUUUCUCCUCCGUUUGUUUCGCUUCGUGGUAACCCUCCAGAGCGCGCCGAAAAUCCCGACAAUUGCGGCGACAAACACAAUUGUCGAAGUUCACCUUCUGUAAACGUGAAAAAACACAUUACGGACCAAGCGGUUUUUGGCACCGCAUUCGAUCGUUUUUUUUGUUUAAACGGGAAACGCGUAAACCGAGUACGUGCAAUCGAGUACGUGCCAUCGUACGCCAACACGUAUACUAUGUAUAAAUAUAUCAAAGAAGGGAAAACGCAAAGCGUAGAUCGCACGUAGAUAGGUAAAUUAAAGAUCGGCGAGAAAAAAAAAGAAACGGAGCGAAGACGGUGAUGCAAAAUCGAAGCGACGAUCAAAACCGCCUUUUUCCUGAAAGUUUUCUCAGAGAUGCGCCAUCGAGACGCGAAAGGACGACGAUCGCGGGAUCAAAAAAAAAAAAAAAA
This is a messenger RNA of Pseudomyrmex gracilis, 2447 nucleotides long. RefSeq lists its product as uncharacterized. The record is from RefSeq and is a predicted model, not a curated record. NCBI's taxonomy places the organism in Eukaryota, Metazoa, Arthropoda, Insecta, Hymenoptera, Formicidae. The transcript has 6 exons. The coding region runs from base 1 to 783 and encodes 260 amino acids.